Carya illinoinensis is the source of this 1257-nucleotide messenger RNA. RefSeq lists its product as uncharacterized. NCBI's taxonomy places the organism in Eukaryota, Viridiplantae, Streptophyta, Magnoliopsida, Fagales, Juglandaceae. The transcript has 2 exons. The coding region runs from base 202 to 975 and encodes 257 amino acids. The record is from RefSeq and is a predicted model, not a curated record.
GUCUCCAAGCAUUUCCCUAAUUGCAAAGUCUUCUCAUAUUCUUCUCAUAUUUUGGGGAAAGAAGAAAAAAAAGAGAAACCUUUUCAUAUUCUUGUCAGGAUUCGCAAGCCUUCUCUCCAAUUUUUCCACACCCCUCCUUAUAAAACGGACAUUGGUUUACUCUUACCCAUUCGAAGAUCAUUCAUUCUGAUACCUAAAGAAAUGGCAGCCACCAAGAUAAGCCUGAAGCUGUGGAUCGACAAGAAGAGAAACCGACUUCUGUUUGCUGAAGCAGGCAAGGACUUCGUUGAUUUCCUCCUAGAAACUUUUACUCUGCCGAUCAUAACUGUGGCGGGCUUCCUAAAAACCGAAGACACAGCAGGCUGCUUGCAAAGCCUGUACGAGAGCAUCGAAAACCUGAGCGAUACUUUCAUCCGGCGAGGAGUAAGCAAAGACUUGGUGUUGAAGCCCAAAGUAGUAAUGUCUGGUGCUACGGACUCCCGCCUCUUGCCAAGGGUCGAGUCUUACACAUUCAGCAAAUUCUAUCUAUGCCGGACCUGCGUAUGCAGUUAUUGUACUUACCAGAUCAUGACUAGCGGCCCCAGCUGUAAAGAAUGCCAUUCAUCACAAGUGUACGACGUAUCACCCGAAGUUGAAGAGUUUAUAAGCGAAAACAAGGAGAGUGGUAAUUUCAAGUUCGUGAAAAAGAGCGUGGCAUACAUGGUGAUGGAUGAUCUGAAGAUGAAGCCCAUGUCCGCCAACACUUUUAUUACUCUACUCCUUGAGUAUAAUGUCAAGGAUGUCGGUGCGAUUGAAGAGAAAGUGGUCGCUUUGGGCAUGGAUGAGUGUUUGAAGUUGCUCAAGGCUGCUCUGCAAUCUAAGACUGUACUCACUGAUGUCUUCUUGCCGAGACCAUCCGAAACUGAGGAGUCAAUCGAAACGAGUGGGACGUCUGAAAGGCCAAAUGAAGGCAGUUCUGUAAUUCUGCCCGAUUGAUCUUUACCCGCAAGAAACUCUGGGAUUAUUCGUCCGAAAAAAGUCAAAUCUUGCGUGGCAAGAAAAACAAAAAAAAAAAAGGAUGAUUUUAUUAUCUAGGAAAUGGAGUGUGCAUUAAUUGCUGAAGUAGUACCUUUAAAGGGAGUUAUUUUGGGUGAUGAGUAGUCUUGCUUCCUAUUUAGAUUGUUUAUUCCAUUAUGGUAUCAAAUGACAUACUUCUAGUAACCCAAAUUCCUUUAAUGCCUGUGGUCUUGAAAAUAACAAUAUCUGCAGUUUUCUCAA